AUGUCGGGGGUUGAGCUUUGCGAGCAAGAGGCGCCGCUUGAUCUGAGCUUUCGGGGGAGCAAGGGAUUUCGAUCUGUUGGGGAUAAAAAAUUGCCCUGUGGUGCCUGUGGCAAGUAUUUCGAUCGUCCGUCGUUGCUGAAGAGACACAUUCGGACGCAUACUGGUGAGAAACCCCACGGAUGUUCAGUCUGCGGAAAAAUGUUCAGCACAAGUAGUUCCCUGAACACUCACGUGAGAAUUCAUACUGGCGAACGUCCGCACGAGUGCUCCAUAUGCGGAAAACGCUUCACUGCCUCUUCCAAUCUGUACUACCAUCGCAUGACUCAUUACAAGGAGAAGCCCCACAAAUGCAAUAACUGCGAGAGGUCCUUCCCCACUCCUGGGGAUCUGCGAGCUCAUAAUUACUCGCAUACGGGCAACUGGCCGUUCAAAUGCCCAGUCUGCGGAAGGGGUUUCUGCAAGCCCGGAGCUUUUCAUCAUCAUGUGGAACUGCACAGUGGUGGGUGUAAUCCCCCUAGUCCUCUAAUUUUUAGAGUUCAUUAA
Messenger RNA from Diachasma alloeum, 543 nucleotides. RefSeq names its product putative zinc finger protein 702. Bases 1 to 543 code for a protein of 180 amino acids. Lineage: Eukaryota; Metazoa; Arthropoda; Insecta; Hymenoptera; Braconidae. The record is from RefSeq and is a predicted model, not a curated record. Gene Ontology annotation, molecular function: DNA-binding transcription factor activity, RNA polymerase II-specific; RNA polymerase II cis-regulatory region sequence-specific DNA binding. The transcript has 3 exons. Gene Ontology annotation, biological process: regulation of transcription by RNA polymerase II.